This is a messenger RNA of Hibiscus syriacus, 1551 nucleotides long. Its product is annotated as signal peptide peptidase-like 2. Lineage: Eukaryota; Viridiplantae; Streptophyta; Magnoliopsida; Malvales; Malvaceae. Gene Ontology annotation, biological process: membrane protein proteolysis. Gene Ontology annotation, molecular function: aspartic endopeptidase activity, intramembrane cleaving. The coding region runs from base 130 to 1536 and encodes 468 amino acids. The record is from RefSeq and is a predicted model, not a curated record. Gene Ontology annotation, cellular component: lysosomal membrane; lumenal side of endoplasmic reticulum membrane; cytoplasmic side of endoplasmic reticulum membrane. The transcript has 11 exons.
UUUUUAUCGUUUCUGAGAAGACUAAAACCACUAGCAAACACUUCUUUUAUGCAUCGAAAUAUGUGAAUAUUUUGGGUCACCUGAACCAAGAAAAUUACUAGUUGUUGGAGGAGGGAAAGCCCUUCACCCAUGGAUAUGCAGUCUCUUUGUAGACUAAUCUUGCUACCAGCUCUGUUUUCAGUUGUCUUUCAUCCAUGUUCUGUCACUGCCGGUGAUAUUGUACACGACGACAAUUUGGCUCCCAAGAAGCCCGGUUGCGAGAACGAUUUCGUUCUGGUCAAAGUUCAAACUUGGUUUAAUGGCAUAGAGGAUGCUGAGUUUGUGGGUGUAGGUGCCAGAUUUGGCACUACUAUAGUGUCAAAGGAGAAAAACGCAGACCAGAGACGCCUUGUUCUUUCUGACCCUCGUGAUUGUUGUAGCCCUCCAAAGAAUAAGCUUGCUAAUGAUGUUAUUAUGGUGGAUCGAGGCCACUGCAAAUUCACAACCAAGGCAAAUAAUGCACAGGCAGCUCAUGCUUCAGCUGUCCUUGUUAUAAAUAAUCAAAAAGAACUCUACAAGAUGGUUUGUGAGCCUGAUGAAACUGAUCUAGAUAUACAUAUACCUACUGUCAUGCUCCCACAAGAUGCUGGUGCAAGCUUGGAGAAAAUGCUGACAAGUAACUUAACAGUGUUUGUACAGCUUUACUCUCCAAAGAGACCACUAGUAGACGUAGCCGAAAUCUUUCUAUGGUUGAUGGCUGUUAGUACCAUCUUGUGUGCGUCAUAUUGGUCUGCAUGGAGUGCAAGAGAAACUGCUAUUGAACGGGAAAAACUAUUAAAGGAUGCUUUGGAUGAGAUUCCAGAUUCCAGACAUGUAGGCUCCGGUGGUAUUGUGGAAAUUAGCACCACGUCAGCAAUUUUAUUUGUUGUUAUUGCUUCUUGCUUAUUGGUUAUGCUUUACAAACUUAUGUCUUACUUGUUUGUGGAGCUCUUGGUGGUUCUAUUCUGCAUAGGUGGUGUGGAGGGCCUUCAAGCUUGCUUGGUUGCUUUAUUGUCAAGGUGGUUCAAGUGUGCUGGAGAAUCAUACAUUAAAGUGCCUUUCUUUGGAGCUGUCUCAUACCUUACAUUGGCUGUUUCACCUAUCUGCAUAACACUUGCUGUUGUUUGGGCUGUUUACCGCAAUGUUUCCUUUGCUUGGAUAGGUCAAGAUAUACUAGGUAUUGCGCUAAUAAUCACAGUUCUGCAAAUUGUCCACGUUCCUAAUCUCAAGGUGGGAACAAUUCUACUCAGUUGUGCCUUCUUAUAUGACAUAUUUUGGGUGUUUCUUUCAAAGGAGUUGUUCCAUGAAAGUGUGAUGAUUGUGGUAGCUCGUGGUGAUAAAAGCGGAGAAGAUGGCAUUCCAAUGCUACUGAAGAUCCCACGCAUGUUCGAUCCAUGGGGUGGUUAUAGCAUAAUAGGAUUUGGUGAUAUCCUUUUACCUGGAUUGCUGAUAGCAUUUUCACUCAGGUUUGAAUUUUGCUUUGCAGUCUUCACUUGCAAAAUAUUUCAUUCCUGUUAAUGUUUGUUCAUCCAA